GAAACAGCAUUUCGCUCAGAGGCAGCUCUCUCUGUCCACUGGGUGAGGUCCAGCCUGUCACCUGACCUGCUCUGGAGCUGCUGCCGGUGGCAUCUGGCUGCAUUCCUGGGAUUCUUUCACCAGGCACUGGCACCGCAAUGAACAGCUUCAGGUUCACUGCGCUGAGUGGAUUCCGCUCGCUGUGCCCUGGGAGUCCGCUGCCUGAACCCUCCUGCCCAAACCAACAGCUAAGUAAGAGCAAGCGCGCCUUGGGGAGUAGCAUGCAGAGAGUGUCAAAGAAGACCUCAACGUCUGGAGAAAAAUGAUCUUUCAAGGAAUACAAAGCAUACCUCCUGCUACAUGUUUUUGCCUUACUAACCUCUGAUAUCCGGACGCAUGGCCCUGGGCCUACACAAAGUCCAUUGACCAUCAGACUCCUCACCAUGCAUCACCUGUUCAGACUGGUCUUGGGACAAAAAGAUCUUUCCCGAGCCGGGGACCUCUUCUCCUUGGAUGACUCUGAGAUUGAAGACAGCCUGACAGAAGCUUUGGAGCAAAUUAAAAUCAUUAGCUCAUCUUCAGAUUACCAAACCAACAACAAUGACCAGGCCGUGGUUGAGAUCUGCAUCACAAGAAUCACAACAGCCAUCAGAGAGACAGAGUCCAUUGAAAAGCACGCGAAGGCCCUCGUAGGGCUCUGGGACUCCUGCCUGGAGCACAACCUGAGACCCUCCGGGAAAGACGAAGACACCCCCCAUGCAAAAAUCGCCUCUGAUAUCAUGAGCUGUAUUUUACAGAAUUACAACCGGCCCCCUGUGAUGGCACUAGCCAUCCCCAUUGCAGUGAAAUUCCUCCACAGAAGCAACAAAGAACUGUGCAGGAAUAUGUCCAACUACUUGUCCCUGGCUGCAAUCACCAAGGCGGAUCUCCUGGCUGAUCACACAGAAGUCAUAGUGAAGAGCAUACUCCAAGGCAACACCAUGUUGUUGAGGGUAUUACCUGCUGUGUAUGAAAAGCAGCCUCAGCCAAUUAACAGACACCUGACGGAACUCCUGGCCUUGAUGUCGCAGCUGGAGCAGCCAGAGCAGUACCAUCUCCUGCGGCUUCUGCACGUAGCCGCGAAGAGAAAGCAACCAGAGGUGGUUCAGAAGUGUAUUCCUUUCUUAAUCAGACAUUUGAAGGACUCAAGCCAUAGUGAUGUCAUCCUAAACAUCCUCAUAGAGAUUGCAGGCUAUGAACCAGUGGCUCUGAACAGUUUCCUUCCGAUGCUGAGAGAGAUUGGUGAGAGAUUCCCCUACCUCAUUGGACAGAUGGCCAGAAUUUAUGGAGCUGUUGGGCAUGUGGAUGAAGAGAGAGCCAGGAGCUGCCUGCCAUUUCUGGUGAGUCAGCUGGCCAACAUGGAGCACUCCUUUCACCAUAUUCUCCUGCUGGAGAUUAAGAGCAUCACAGACACAUUCUCCUCCCUCCUGGGCCCUCAGAGCAGAGACAUCUUCCGCAUGAGCAACAGCUUCACUGCCAUUGCCAAGCUCCUUACCCGACAACUGGAAACCACCAAACCCCAAAGUGGCAGGAGAAAAAUCAGCACUGAAAUUGAAUUCCCUGAGAAGUUAGAAGAAACCAAGCUCACCGCAGCUGAAAAUGAAGACCAAAAAAAGCUCCAUGUUAAAAUACAGGCUUUUGAAGACAAAAUAAAUGCUGAGAUCAAUACCCCUGGAUCUAUCAGAAGAUAUAGUUUGGGACAAGUUUCCAAGGAAGAAAGAAAAGACAUUAGAUUUAACAGGUCAAAGAGUCUGGCUUUGCACACUGUGCUAACAAAGGGCAUGAGUUCAGAUGAUGGGGAAGUUGUUGAAAGAGGAGAUAUACCAGCCAGCAUCUCCCUUUCAGAAAUAGACUCACUUAGCCAAGGAAAUAAGUCACCCUUUAAGGCGGACACUGAUGGAUCACAGCUGGGAAAUUCUUCAGUUUCACACCCAAGCAUUAUACAUAUAGAAUCAGAGAAUCUGCCAGAAACAGUAAAAAAAAACUAUCAGGAAGAAACUCCAGAGACGACUGUAAGUCCUGUAGAAUACCAAGAUAAGCUCUACUUGCACUUAAAGAAGAACCUCAGUAAAGUGAAAGCAUACGCCGUGGAAAUCGGAAAGAAGAUUCCAGUCCCUGACCAGUGUACCAUUGAAGAUUCUGUUAGAAGUUGUGUAGCCAAGUUGUUCUUCACCUGCUCCCUGAAGGGCCAUUACUGCCUGUACAGUAAAUCCAGUUUUAUUCUCAUCAGCCAAGAACCUCAGCCGUGGAUCCAGAUCAUGUUUCUGUUUCAGCAGAGCCUAUUUCCGGAGCCCCUGUCCAUCCAGAGCCGUUCUGUGCAAUUUCUCAGAUCUCUGUGGGAGAAGACCCAGGCAGAGGGUGCUCACAGCUUUGAAACAGCCAUGCUGGAGUCCACAUUUCCACAGCAGAAGGAUCUGGACCAGGUACAGCUCCAUCUGGAAGAAGUGAGGUUCUUUGACGUGUUUGGCUUCAGCGAAGCAGCGGGAGCAUGGCAAUGCUUCAUGUGCAACAACCCUGAAAAAGCAGCCGUUGUAAAUCAAGACGGCCAGCCUCUCAUAGAAGGGAAACUUAAAGAGAAGCAAGUCAGAUGGAAGUUCAUCAAAAGGUGGAAAACCCGUUACUUCACACUGGCUGGAAACCAACUUCUGUUUCAAAAAGGAAAGUCUAAAGACGAUCCUGAUGACUCACCAAUAGAACUCAGCAAAGUACAGAGCGUGAAGGUUGUGGCCAGAAAACGCAGGGACCGCUCUCUCCCUCGGGCUUUUGAAAUCUUCACAGACAAUAAAACCUAUGUUUUCAAGGCCAAGGAUGAGAAGAACGCAGAAGAGUGGCUCCAGUGCAUCAAUGUGGCAGUUGCCCAAGCAAAAGAGAGAGAAAGUCGAGAGGUGACCACAUAUCUGUAGGGACUCGCAAGCCGACCUCACACUGACUGUGUACAAUGGCAUUAUCACUGCCAAUGUAAAAAAAAAGAUAAAUUCGCAGAGUCAUGUGUUUUUUACUAAAUACCAGUGGAACAGUUUUUCCUCAGAAGCAGUACCCAAAAGCGGCAGGAUUCCUAGCACAUCUUACAUCCUAAUGGCAUUUGCAUUAACUUCAGGACAUUU
This is a messenger RNA of Myotis lucifugus (little brown bat), 3122 nucleotides long. RefSeq names its product ventricular zone expressed PH domain containing 1 (gene VEPH1). The transcript is spliced from 14 exons. The record is from RefSeq and is a predicted model, not a curated record. Lineage: Eukaryota; Metazoa; Chordata; Mammalia; Chiroptera; Vespertilionidae. Gene Ontology annotation, molecular function: phosphatidylinositol-5-phosphate binding. Gene Ontology annotation, biological process: regulation of signal transduction. The coding region runs from base 423 to 2921 and encodes 832 amino acids. Gene Ontology annotation, cellular component: plasma membrane.